Uranotaenia lowii is the source of this 1399-nucleotide messenger RNA. RefSeq names its product fringe glycosyltransferase-like. Gene Ontology annotation, biological process: regulation of Notch signaling pathway. Gene Ontology annotation, cellular component: membrane. Gene Ontology annotation, molecular function: O-fucosylpeptide 3-beta-N-acetylglucosaminyltransferase activity. The record is from RefSeq and is a predicted model, not a curated record. The coding region runs from base 1 to 582 and encodes 193 amino acids. NCBI's taxonomy places the organism in Eukaryota, Metazoa, Arthropoda, Insecta, Diptera, Culicidae. The transcript has 5 exons.
AUGAUUCAAGGAAAAUGGUGGUGCCACUUCGACGACGACAACUACGUGAACGUGCCCCGGCUGGUCCGGCUGCUGGACGAGUACAGCCCCACGCAGGAUUGGUACCUGGGGAAGCCCAGCAUCUCUUCGCCGCUGGAGAUCUUCCUCGAUAGCGCCAAAUCAUCGACGGAGGUGAACAAAAAGGUGACCUUUUGGUUCGCCACCGGCGGGGCCGGAUUCUGCAUCAGCCGGGCGCUGGCCCUCAAGAUGCUCCCGAUUGCCAGCAGCGGCAAGUUCGUUGCCAUAGGUGACAAGAUUCGCUUCCCCGAUGACGUCACCAUGGGUUUCAUCAUCGAACACAUACUUAAUGUUCCUUUGACGGUAGUGGACGCAUUCCACUCGCACCUGGAGCCGAUGGAAUUCAUCCGGCCGGAAACCUUCCACGAUCAGGUUUCAUUCAGCUACGCCCGGAUGAAGAACGAAUGGAACGUGGUCAAGGUGGACGGAUUCGAUCUGAAAACGGACCCCAAACGGAUCUACUCGCUACACUGCUAUCUGUAUCCGUUCUUCAGUAUAUGUCCUAAAACGAUCAAACGCAGAUGAUGAUGAUGGGGAGUCCCUCUCAAAAAAAACGAAGCACCAAACCAAAUUUUAUUCUAAACGAGUGGCCUCGAGACUAGCUCAAAAACACGAUCGAGGUACGACGAAAAUGGCUGUAUUUAUGAUUAUAAUACAGAUAAAGGAGAAGAAAGAGAAAGGUUUUUCUAGGAAACAACUAAACACUCUGACUGUGAUCAAAUUAUUAAGUGUUAUUUUUGUCUCUAAGUUUAAAACCCGCAACUAGGAUUAGUAGAACGCAGAAAAAAUAGCUAGAAAAAAAACAGAAAUCGGACACGACGCCGAAAAGUAUGCAAUCCACGAAGGCAGGUGAACAAAAAGGGCCUCGAGGGUAUUGAGGUUCUCUAGUCUUAAUUCACGCUAGAAAACUCUAGGAAAAAGGUUGAUCCAUACGAACUUUAAGUCAAAGAAAAAUUCGUUGGAUCGGUGGAAAAAAACAAAAAAAAACAAAGCAGCUCGUUUCAGGCAGCUUAAAAAUCGAGUUCUUCCUGUGUUAGUAAAUAAGUAGUAUAGUCCAAAUAAUUCAAAAUUCCGAAAACAAACAAGUUCUUUCCGUUAAAUACUUCGCCUCUUAUUUUAGUUCUUAAGAAAGGACUACCAUUGAUAAAGGAAGGCCGUACUAAAAACUAUACUUAUAGGGAACCUAUGAUAACAUAAUUUGCGCAAUAUUAAACUAGAAUACCGAUAUGUGAAUUCGAUGUGCUCGCAGAUGCUCGUUGAUGUAUACAGUUUGUUAAAUGCAAUAAUGAUUGGAACUGUACAUGACUAUGGCAAUCGUUAAUAAAUUGAAAAUGAAAUCAAA